UAUAAUAGCAGUGAUUUUAGAAAUAAAUUAGUGUAAAUUUUAGUUUGAUUUUAUAACAAAUCCCUCCAACACUAGCCACGUAGCCCACCACUGGGUCUAUCGCCCUACAAUGAUUUUUUUCAGCUAAAAUUGAACAUUUUGAUAGAACCAGGGUGGCCUAAAAGUGAUACAACGAAUAUUCACUAGAUGGCAGCAUAAUCACUGUUAUGGUUUUUAGUCUGUGAUCUAAAUUUGAGGGGCCAUACUGGCCUAAAUAAGAUAGGCCACUAUGGUUUAUGCCCGCUAAAACUUCUCUGUCAGGAUGACAUACUUUUGGCAAUCUGUUGAUGACAAAUGUCGUGCGUAUCCCGUGCGUGCUUUAACUACUCUAUGGCUAUAACUUUCAGUAAAAUUAUAUAUUUUGUGAAGUGGAUAUUUGACUCUAAUAAGUAAUAUGGAAAACGAUCAACAAGAAAGCUCAAACAAUGUGGAUACCGAACGUCGAGAAAUCUUUGGGUCUGAAGCAGAAGAAGGCCCAUUUCAAGACUCUGGUUCAGAAUACCAGCCAUCUGGACGUAAUUCGACGGCAUCUAGUACAGAUUUAAUUGAUAUUUUAGGUGACGAAAACCAAUCUCCAAAUAAUAUAACUUCUGAAAUAACUCCAGUUCAAAGUAAACCCAGAAAAAGAGUAAGACAACCAAGCAAAUGGAAGAAGAAUGUGAGAAAGGAAAAGCGUUCAAGUGGUGAGGAAUAUAUUAAUGUUAAAGGUGUUCUAGUGCCACCAAAACAAAUUGAUACGGCUUGUGAGUGUAAUUGCCAACAAAAGUGUCAUGAAAAGAUUCUGCCUAGUCAGCAAAUUAUUCUGUUCAAGAGCUUUGGGAAAUUAUAACUUGCAGUCAUCUUACCUUUUUUCUUUAAUUAAGGUGAUGCCAAAAAAGACAUGUCACACUGCUUCUGCUGAAUCUAGGCGUUCAAAUUCAAGGGUGUAUCAGGUUCCUAAUUGUGAUGGCUUGCAUGUAACUGUAUGCAAAGAAUUUUUUAAACUAUGGCUACUAUGGUUCUCAUUGCCUCAAUUGUUAAUUUGUAUUUUUUACU
Molecule: messenger RNA, 1074 nt
Organism: Colias croceus (clouded yellow)
Lineage: Eukaryota; Metazoa; Arthropoda; Insecta; Lepidoptera; Pieridae
Exons: 2
Coding region: 434-868 (144 amino acids)
Source: RefSeq, a predicted model, not a curated record